CACAUCAAAUUGUACGACAGGUGUAGUUGCAUCGCGUUUGAAACAGUCAGCCAAUAGAAAUUGCUUCGGGAAUCUCCUUCGUUUUUUUUUCAUACGUCUUUCUGCCUCCAUAGAAUCUGAAGAAGCCUUCCCCCUUUCUGCACCUUCCUCAUUUUUUUCGAAUUCUGCCAUCGACGUCGGCUUCAUGUGUCCAUCAAAUUGACGAAGGUGACCUAAAAUAAUCCAAGUCCUUCUACACUAACGCCUCUUUUGGAUCCCGGAAGCAUCGAAACGACGUCGCACUUUACCAAGGAGAACAUAUUCAAUCCCUUUGUUCCGUUUUAUCAACGAGAAGACCUGUUUCUGGCAUUUCAUUUGUCGUCUCGGCCUUCCCCAUAUUUCAUUUCUGGGAGGAAUUAAAAGCGCGAGUAAACUAGCAAAGUCGUCUUCUAUCGCUGAGCUCUCAAUCUGUCGAAGCAAUAGACCGAGAUGAAUGAUACUGCCAUGAUGCGAAAUAAUCAUCCCCUGAGUGGAUGUUUGGUUCGUCAGACAGCAAUUUUUCUUUUUUUGUUGCUAUCAAUGUAUUCACAGCCAUUCCUAUGCCACUCGUUCCAACUAUCGUCAUCGGUCCUCUUGACGACUCGAUCAUCGAACGGACCCUCCAUCUCAUCAGCACCUGAGAGUAGUAAACACAGCGUCAACAGGAGGUACUCGAGUCACACGCAUUUCUUCACCGAUCCAUCUUCACCCGAUGUCCACGACCAGACAGCCCCGCGGCCCUCGUUUGAACAACGCAUGCGGGAGCAAUUGAAACAGCGCCAGCAGUCUGCAUCAGCAUCUAUGAGCAAAGGAUCUGCUAUUGGCAAACUAGUACCCGAUGUUCGAACACUGAACAGCUACAAGGAAAUUCUGGACCAGACAGGGGAAGAUGGCAAACUAAUGGCGGUCUUUUGGUACUCCCCGUGGUGCAAGGCCUGCAAGGCCGCCCUUCCUGGCAUCCGAACCCUUGCCAAACGCCACCCUGAUGUUCAAUUCAUCCAGGUUCCGGUCCUCACCGAAAACGCCAACCUUCACCAGGGACUUGAUGUCCCGAGUGUUCCUUACCUUCAUCUAUACGUUCCCGAGGCCCCGAGGCUUGUAGAGGAACUAAAGAUGACCCGCAAACGCCUCUCGGGGUUCCAGAAACUCCUGGCUGACUACGAGAAGGGAUCCUGCUCGCUGGAACUAACUGUAGCGAUGGAUGGGGAAGAUCCCGAAAAUCCCAAAAAGAUAUGGUCCACAUCGUGUCCGUAUUCUUCUCCUACGAGGACAAGUUCGUAAAAAAGGGAAAAUAAAACUUGAGAAACGCAGCCACACCCAAAGCAGAUGGUGAGGUCGCGUAUUACUAUAGACGAUACAGCAUCUAUCACGCAAGCAAACAGCCACGGGAACGUCCGGGGAAAAUAAUUGAUCAUUAAAGUGGAAAUUCAUUAGACCGUAGUAAUUGCAAUGUAAAUAAGUAGAGACCAAUAAGCAAUGAAUUUAUCAGUUGCAU
This is a messenger RNA of Pseudo-nitzschia multistriata, 1513 nucleotides long. NCBI's taxonomy places the organism in Eukaryota, Bacillariophyta, Bacillariophyceae, Bacillariales, Bacillariaceae. The record is from the annotation of a GenBank genome assembly.